This is a messenger RNA of Paramecium octaurelia, 747 nucleotides long. The record is from the annotation of a GenBank genome assembly. NCBI's taxonomy places the organism in Eukaryota, Ciliophora, Oligohymenophorea, Peniculida, Parameciidae.
AUGACAAUUUUUUAUAUCAUAUUUACUCAAAGGGCUUAUUAGCUUAAUUACUUAGAUUUAUUGUCUUCAGCACCUUAUGAAUUUCAUUAGAUUGUAUUUAUAAUGGGAGUUCAUUUCAUAUAGAUAGUGUGUUUACAAAUUGAUUGCUAAAACUAUUCUUUGUUUCAUUAUGGAUUAAUCUCUUAGCAUUAUUUUAAAUUAAUAUCAAUUCAACCGAAAUAUUACGUAUUAUGCAGUAAUAUAAAACCAAAAAAUGAAGCUAAUAAAUAUAAUUUAGAAUAACUAAUUAUGAAUCUUGAUCAAUAUUAAUCUACAGAAGAGGAUUGGCUUUAUUAAUCAAGGAAUGAAAAUGAACUCUUUGAUAUUUCAUCUUCUCCAAUACAGUUUGGUCGUUAAACCUAUAAGAUUAAACACGAAAAAGAAUUAAACUAUAUAGAUUUUCAUAAUUAGAUAUAAUAGAUUGAAUAACCUUUAGAAGUUCAGGAUUGUAAUCAAAUUUCAAUUGAUUCUAUAAUUCCUUAAAGAAGGAAUAAAAUCAAAAAGAAUAAGAAAAUUAAAAACAAAACAAUUAAAAAUUUAUAUAAAGAAAUAUUUUAAAGAAUUAUCGAAAACACAAGGUCCAAAUAAGAAGCACUUAAAAAAUUAUAAUAAUGUUAGAAUAUGAAAGUCAUGAUAGAUGAGUUGGAAAGAUCUUUGAUGAAAAUUAAGUAUGUUCUUCUUCUAAAAACUAAAACUAAUGAAUGCUGA